UCCUUUUGAGUCCAACCUUUUCUUCUCCCCGUGACAAAGCAUAAAUCAUGGACACCAGAAAGUAAGGUGGACCUCAGGAAUUCUCAAAAGACUGAGAAGCUUACAUUCCUCCUCGGGAGGGAAGGGUGGGGUGUUUUUAGCCCUCUCUGGAACCUAGAAGGAAAAACAUGAGUUGCGUGCCAUGGAAAGGAGACAAGAUCAAAUCUGAAUCAUUGGAGCUGCCCCAGGCAGCACCCCCACAAAUCUACCAUGAGAAACAGCGCAGGGAGCUCUGUGCUCUGCACGCCCUCAAUAACGUCUUCCAGGACAGCAAUGCCUUCACCCGGGAAACACUGCAAGAGAUUUUCCAGAGGCUAUCGCCAAACACCAUGGUGACCCCCCACAAGAAGAGCAUGCUGGGAAAUGGGAACUACGAUGUGAACGUCAUUAUGGCAGCACUUCAGACCAAAGGCUAUGAAGCUGUUUGGUGGGACAAGCGCGGGGAUGUUGGCGCCAUUGCUCUCACAAACGUUAUGGGCUUCAUUAUGAACCUGCCCUCCAGCCUGUGCUGGGGUCCCCUGAAGCUGCCACUCAAAAGGCAGCACUGGAUCUGUGUUCGAGAGGUGGGAGGUGCCUACUACAACCUCGACUCCAAACUGAAGAUGCCCGAAUGGACUGGAGGCAAGAGUGAGCUCAGGAAAUUUCUAAAACAUCAUUUGCGAGGAAAGAACUGUGAACUCCUGCUGGUGGUACCAGAAGAGGUGGAGGCCCAUCAGAGUUGGAGGGCUGACGUGUGAUGCAGCCCCAGCCAGCCUCCCGCCACCUCAGCCUCCUGAAAUCCUCCGUGCUGUGCUGCGGCCUCUACCGUGGGUCUGCCCUUGCCACUUCCCCAAACAUCUCAUCGGGUUUUUUUCCCCUCUGAUUUGACAGUGCAAUAGGACAGACAUGUGGACUGUUAGAAGGACCAACCAGCGUCACUUGCUCCUGGAAAAGGAAAGCAGGAGCUCUGUGUGCUUAGGGUGAGCUGUGGAGACCUUGGUUUUAUUUUAGAGAGGAGAAAGGAAGGUGGGUCUCAGCUGCCUCUCCCGGUUUCCGUGAGGGCUUGGCAGAGGCUCUGCUGGAGUUCACUGCUGCUCU
Messenger RNA from Budorcas taxicolor (takin), 1116 nucleotides. Its product is annotated as josephin-1-like. Gene Ontology annotation, biological process: protein deubiquitination. NCBI's taxonomy places the organism in Eukaryota, Metazoa, Chordata, Mammalia, Artiodactyla, Bovidae. The record is from RefSeq and is a predicted model, not a curated record. The transcript has a single exon. Bases 168 to 776 code for a protein of 202 amino acids. Gene Ontology annotation, molecular function: cysteine-type deubiquitinase activity.